ACUACACGAAGCUUCUCCCAGUCCUCCCGCCAUGGCGCGCCCAACUCCUCAAUACUGGGCAUAUCAGGCCCGGGAGGUCCUGGCAUGGCCACCUCGUACUUCCAGAAGCCAUCACUGCCCGCCAACACCAUCAUCCGCUUCGUGCCCCAGCAGACAGCGUGGAUCGUCGAGCGCAUGGGCAAGUUCAACAGGAUCCUCGAGCCCGGUCUCGCCAUCAUGAUCCCAUUCAUCGACCGCAUCGCAUAUGUCAAGUCGCUGAAGGAGGUCGCCAUCGAGAUCCCGAGUCAGAGCGCCAUCACGGCUGACAAUGUCACCCUCGACCUCGAUGGUGUCUUGUACACGAGGGUCUUUGAUGCCUACAAGGCCAGCUACGGAGUCGAAGACGCCGAAUACGCCAUCUCCCAGCUUGCCCAGACGACCAUGCGCAGCGAGAUCGGACAGCUCAGCCUCGACCACGUCCUCAAGGAGCGUGCCGCGCUCAACAUCAACAUCACUGCUGCCAUCAAUGAGGCCGCACAAGCCUGGGGCGUUACCUGCCUGCGCUACGAGAUCCGUGACAUCCACGCGCCCCCUUCCGUCGUUGACGCGAUGCAUAGACAGGUCACUGCAGAGCGGAGCAAGCGAGCCGAGAUCUUGGACUCGGAGGGUCAGCGCCAGAGCGCGAUCAACAUCGCCGAGGGAAAGAAGCAGAGUGUCAUCCUUGCCUCCGAGGCUCUGAAGGCUGAGCAAAUCAAUCGCGCGAGCGGUGAGAGCGAGGCAAUCUUGCUCAAAGCCAAGGCUACAGCCCAAGGUAUUGAUGCUGUCGCCAGGAGUAUUGCUCAGGGCGAGGAUGCAGCGCAGGGUGCUGUCAGCCUGUCCGUUGCAGAGAAGUAUGUCGAUGCGUUCGGCAAGCUGGCCAAGGAGGGAACAGCUGUUGUCGUGCCGGGCAACGUCGGCGAUAUCGGUGGCAUGAUCGCCACUGCACUGAGUGUUUACGGCAAGGUGGGGGAUGCCCAGGCGAGGACGAUGGCGAAGAGAGCUCUCGAG
Molecule: messenger RNA, 1026 nt
Organism: Cryphonectria parasitica EP155
Lineage: Eukaryota; Fungi; Ascomycota; Sordariomycetes; Diaporthales; Cryphonectriaceae
Exons: 2
Cellular component (GO): membrane
Source: RefSeq, a predicted model, not a curated record